Molecule: messenger RNA, 747 nt
Organism: Notechis scutatus (mainland tiger snake)
Lineage: Eukaryota; Metazoa; Chordata; Lepidosauria; Squamata; Elapidae
Source: RefSeq, a predicted model, not a curated record
AUGGAUACAGAAAAAGAGGAAAAGGAAGCUCCAAAAUGUGGCUAUCUCAAAGGAAAUGAGGUUCUCAUUUCACUUCUGGAUCGUGUCAAACCUGAAGUUCGUGAGUUUAAAGAAAAAUGCAUUUUGGUCACAACCUGGAUCCAGUUCAUGAUCCCCAAAAUUGAGGAUGGCAACGACUUCGGGGUUGCAGUUCAGGAGAAAGUGCUGGAACGUAUCACAGCGCUGAAGACCAAAGCUGAUGCUUUCCAAACCACCAUUGCUAAAUAUUUUUUGGAGCGUGGCGAUGCGGUCGCCAAGGCUUCCAAAGACACUCAUGUGAUGGACUACCGGUGUUUGGUUCAUGAACGUGAUGAAGCCAUUUACCGAGAAAUGCAGAUUAUGGUGCUUGAUAUCCGUGGAUUUUAUGCUGAGCUGUACCACAUCCUAAGCAAAAAUUUGGAGAAAUUGACCAACCCCAAGGGUGAAGAAAAGCCAUCCAUGUACUAACAGGGAAAGAGGCAUUUAAGGGAAAACAGGCAAGGGAUGUUAUGUGGGUCAAUUUACGCUAAUAAUAGAAUUUGCCAGAAUCCGUGACCGCUGUUCCUUGCAGGGGAAGCUCAAUGCAACCUUUUCUGUUUUUUGGGGGGAGGUUGUUGGGUAAACAUAAAAAUACAGGGUUAAAAAGAGAUCUUAUUAUUUAGAACCCAGAAGAAGGGAGAUGUCUGGGAAAGAAGCAAAUAGGGUAACAAAAUAAAAUGUUUCAAUCAA